GAGUCAUUACAAAGUUCCAACACUGAAAUGCUUCCUCAUGUGCCCAUUAGUGACCGACUGAAAUCCUGGCCAGACAUCUUCAAUGUGCCUACUUUCUCUUAUGAAGUGGAACAUCUUCUUCUAGAAGGAAAUGCAGCUUAUGAACAGUCAUGGAAAACAGUCACUUUGACCAGAUCCCAAAAAAGUAGCAUCUUGGAAAGCAUGGCCACAGCAAUCAUGAAUUAUAAACCCUAUCCUACUGAAAAAAAUAUAGCCAUGGCAGCAGAAGCUCUUGUGACGGCUCAUCCAUGUCUCAAAGAGAAAAGUAGUGCAAGUGGAUGGUAUGGAUGGAAGUGGAGCUUGCAGUAUAAAAUGGGGAAUUUUCGUAGUAAGCUAGCCAAAGCUGGAUGCCUAGAAGUCGCUGUAAAUUCUGGCAGAAGAAGCCACAAUAAUCCUGACAAAGAGCAUCCGCAUCACAAUAUAAAAAAAGCCAAGCAUGCUGAGGUGAACUACCUGCCUGACUUCCCUAAGGGACAUGAUUCUACCAGCCUUGAAAAUGUUAGAAUCCAAAUCAUACAAGAAGUUGAGAGAAGUCAAAGAAAUCUCCUGUUGAUUGACAAACUCAUGCAGAUGACCUUUGCACUUCGCCGCCUAGAGAUCAUUAAAGAAGACCCAAUGAUUGGAGAGUUCUUGCAAAAAUGGCCUGCGCUCCGCAUUGAUUCACAGAUCUGUGCGGAGUUCCAUCGCAUCACUAAUGUUAACCUAAGAAAUCAGUUCUACUCUGAACUAGACAGACGGACACCAAGGAUGCUGAUUUUGUUUAGACAAAAAGCGACACGAACCGGUAGGGGUUCAGAGGUUCUACGGAAUUUUCUGAACCUCUAUGACGAACAGCAAGAGCAAGAUGCCGAUGUCAAGCGUACUCUGGUCCUGCACGGGCUUCCAAUAUAUCUACGCGAGGAGGACCCACAAUUCCUCAAAGUUUGGAAUAUUGAAGAGUCACCAGAGCCAGACAUCAGUAGCACCUCUGUUGCCAUUCUGACAACUGUCAAUGAGAACAGUUUAAUCCAUCUCAGUCCACUCAGUGCAGCAGUUGUCGUGGAAGAUGAGGUUGUGGUUAGCGACAUUUCUAAAUGGGCUGAUGCAUUUGUCUUGUUGUUUGGGUUGAUCUAUGUCUUGCAUUUAGACUAUCCAAAAAGACUGAUUCAUACAUUCACAUUCAUCCAAAAAGAACUGAUGGGCCUUGAAGAUGGGAAACAGUUGAAACCAUGUCUUCUUCGUCUCAAAAACGAUCUUUCAUUGAUAGAGUAGCAUAUUACGGUGUUGGCACAUGCAUAGUUAGGUUAGUGUUCCAAAUGUCAAGCUGUUAUACUAGGAAAUGCUCGCAAUGGUAUUUUUUGUCCAUGUUCAUGGUUGUUGAUUUUAAUUUCCUCUUCUACUUAACUGUUGAAAAUAUUGUUAUACAAAUAUCACUGUUUUCCAUUCCAUUUCAUUGAUGGCUGUUUAAAUUGAUUGGCAUCAUUUUGAGUGUUAGUUUGUCAAGAAAAAGCAGUUAAAAGACAACGUUUUGUGGGAGAAUUUAAAAAGACUGAUGCACUUUUUUUUUGUAUAAGGGCUGAUUUAUUUUUAUAUUUUAAUGGCUGGUGUACUUUUAACACAAUUUGUGCAGUGUUUUUGUAUUUUGUGUUUUGCAUUACAACAAAUUAUUAUAUGCAAAUGGUGUAAAAGACUGAUGCACUUUUUUUGUUUUUUAAGGGUUGAUUUAUUUUUAUAUUUUAAUGGCUGGUGUACUUUUAACACAAUUUGUGCAGUGUUUUUGUAUUUUGUUGUACAACAAAUUGUUCUAAUGCAUUCAUGCAGGUUGAUAAAUAAUAAACAUGCAAUUGCAAUUCUGCCUC
Oryzias latipes (Japanese medaka) is the source of this 1877-nucleotide messenger RNA. The record is from RefSeq and is a predicted model, not a curated record. NCBI's taxonomy places the organism in Eukaryota, Metazoa, Chordata, Actinopteri, Beloniformes, Adrianichthyidae.